Messenger RNA from Saccostrea cuccullata (small rock oyster), 1735 nucleotides. RefSeq names its product interferon-induced protein 44-like. Bases 87 to 1508 code for a protein of 473 amino acids. The transcript has 7 exons. Lineage: Eukaryota; Metazoa; Mollusca; Bivalvia; Ostreida; Ostreidae. The record is from RefSeq and is a predicted model, not a curated record.
AUGUUAAUCCUGGGUAGCCAUACUUUAUCACUUGAAAUAUAAUCAAGAAAAUAUCUGAAGAAUACAACAGUACCACAUAGAAGAAAAUGGCUGGUAUUCUACAAAAGAAAGACACAGAUCAACUCCUGAAAUGGAUUGGGGGUCGGAGAAAAUUCCGACUCUUGUACAAGAUAACCAGGGACGGAUGUUCCGGUCCGACAUUCCAUUCCAAGUGUGACAACAAGGGAAUGACUGUGACAGUCCUACACAACAACAAUGACACCGUGUAUGGAGGCUUCACAUCUCAAAACUGGACCAGCGUGGGAGGGACCUACUUUUCCGACCCAAAGGGUUUUCUUUUCCAGCUAAAGUUCGACGGGAAAUGGUCACCCGAUCAGUUUCUGAUCAAACCGGAUAGACAUGAUUACGCAAUAUACUGCCAUUCAAAUUAUGGACCUUAUUUUGGAGGAGGAUAUGAUCUUGCCACAUUCAAUGGCACUUUGAAUGCAAGUAAUGGCAUUUUUGCUCUUAAUGGGUCCUGCGAUCUGGGUCACACCUAUGACAUGAAAGGAACCGAUUUUAAUACCUUUGCCAAUGGAAACUUACAAGUUAAGGACUUGGAAGUUUAUCAGGUCGAUGAAUGUGACAUGAAUGAUCCAUUAGAAGUUCCUUGGAGGAAAACUCCAGAAUGGACAACAAGGGUAAUGCAAGAACUGAAGGAAGAAAUAGAGAACUACAGACCACUAGAACAGCUGAAGUUACGUCAGACAAAAGUCCUCUUGAUUGGUCAGAUAGGGGCGGGAAAGUCCAGUUUCUUUAAUACAGUGAACUCCAUCUUCCGCGGUUACGUGACCAGCCAGGCGUGUAGCGGAACGGCUGACCACAGUCUCACCACACAGUUCAGAGCUUACCAAGUGAGAAAUAGCCCCUCUGAUAAACCUCUCAACUUCCGGUUAUGCGACUCACGUGGCCUGGAAGAAGGACAGGGGAUCGAAACGCAGGAAAUGUGCUAUCUGUUGGACGGUCACGUGCCAGAAAAAUACGUUUUCAACCCCUCGAUUCCGCUGACCCCAGACACCCCAGGGUUUAUCAAGGCCCCAAAGCUGAAGGAUCAGAUUCACUGCGUGGCCUUUGUGAUUGAUGCAUCAACAGUAGACGUCAUGUCGGAGAAAAUUCUAGAAAAAAUAAGAAAUCUUCAAACACCCAUGAAUCAAAGAGGCAUCCCUCAGGUUGUAUUACUCACAAAGAUUGACAAAGUUUGUGAGCCCCUGCAGCAUGACGUUGGAUUGACGUAUUUCGUCCCCGCCAUUCAGGAGUACGUGAACAGGGUGGCGAUGAUGAUUGGUCUACCAAGAUCUCACGUGAUUCCUGUCAAGAACUACGAGAGUGAGCGAGAACUUGACACCAAUGUGAAUAUUCUGACACUGUUAGCCAUGCAGCAGAUUCUCCAUUUUGCCGAUGAUUUCUUGUAUAACUACUUGGACGAUUUGGACCCCGAGAUAUUGGACAAAAUGAGCACAACAGAUUAGACCUUCCGCAAAUUCACUGACAUGAAUCGGUGUCAGAAAACACACUUUGUAUAUACCUGAUAUAUAAAAUUGCAAGUUGCAAACUGUUAUUUUUUCAUCCAGAAAUUGUGUUCAGUUUUCGAUUUGCAUUUCAAACAGGACAGAUGUCCUAGUAUAUGUUCAGUCUUUGUCGAUUACAUACCAGUAAUCGAGUAUAAACUUAUAAUAAAACAUGCAUAAUUAUUUAG